AUGUUGUGUUCGGAGUUUGAUAGAGUUCGAGUUGGUUGCAAUUUUUCUUCUGCCUUUCCUGUUAGUAGUGCAGGUAGGAAGGGUGGUUUGGCUCUUCUAUGGCAGCAGGAUAUUUCUGUCACUAUAAAGAAUUUUUCUAGGUACCAUAUUGAUGCUGUGGUGGAGAAUUUUGGUGGUGGUUGUCCCUGGAGGUUUACGGGGGUGUAUGGUGAAUCAGUGGCUGAUCUUAGGUUCAACUUUUGGAAGAUUAUGCAAACUCUGUCCUCGGUGAUUAAUUUACCCUGGUUGUGUGCGGGUGACUUCAAUGAAAUUCUCUUUGAUUUUGAGAAAAAAGGGGGCCCUCCAAGGCAAACUUCGUUGAUGCAACAGUUUCAUGAUGCACUUGAAAUUUGUAAUAUGGUUUCUAUGGACUCUUCGGGUCCUCCUUUCACUUGGUCUAAUGGUAGAAGUGAUCCAAACAAUGUCAGAGUCAGGCUUGAUAGGGCUGUAGCUAACCCAGAAUGGAGGCUCCUUUUCCCACAGUGCAAUGUUCAAGUUUCCACCUUUGCCAAAUCUGAUCAUAAUCCGCUGGUAAUUAGUCUGGUUCAGAGAACUAGUGUACCGGUUGGAAGGAGGAAGGGGAAGUUUAAAUUUGAAGAAUACUGGACUACCCACCCAGAUUGUAAAGAACUCAUUAAGGAGGCCUGGAGUCAGGGUAACCCACACUUACCAAGGAAGCUCCAAGAUUUGUGUUCUCAGCUGCAUGACUGGAGUAGGACUACUUUUAAACUUGGGGACCAUAAACUAGCACAUCUUCAUAAAGAGCUUCUUAGAACUCAAGUUGAUGUGAAUAAUGGAGAUCUAGUUUCAAAGGAGUGGGAGCUUAAGCAAGAAAUUAAUAAUCUCAUGAUGCAAGAGGAGAUGAAGUGGAGUGAGCGUCACCGUCGGAAUCUUAUUAAGCAAAUCAAAAAUGGUCAAGGUGACUUGGUUAAGGAGGAGGCUGAGAUUGCCAGUGCCAGUGCAGAUCAGGGGAGUAUUAUUGAAACAGUUACGUCACGUGUGACUGAUGAAAUGAAUGAAUCUUUGUUGCGGCCUUUCUCAGAGGCAGAGGUGGCAAAAAGCUUGUUCCAAAUGCAUCCUCUUAAGGCUCCUGGCCUUGACGGUCUUAACGCUUUGUUUUAUCAUCGUCAUUGGGAUAUUGUUAAAGGUGAAGUCACAGAGUUCUGUUUAGAUGUUCUUAAUGGAGGUCGAUCGCUGGAAGAGGUUAACUUUACUAAUAUUGCUCUUAUUCCGAAGGUGUCGAAUCCCAUUGUUAUGACAGCCUUUCGGCCUAUAAGCCUGUGCAAUGUUAUAUAUAAAAUAGUGGCCAAAACUAUUGCCAACCGGUUGCGUAAUAUUCUUCCGUUGAUCAUUUCUGAAUCACAGAGUGCAUUUGUUCCUGGUCAGCUCAUCUCUGAUAAUAUUUUGGUGGCUUAUGAGCUUCUACAUUCCUUAAAGAAUAGAAGGCAUGGUAGCCAAGGGUUUUGUGCUUUAAAACUAUAUAUGAGUAAGGCUUAUGACAGAGUUGAAUGGGUGUUUAUUGAAGCGAUGAUGGUCAAACUUGGGUUUCAUCCUAAUUGGGUCUCCCUUAUAAUGAGAUGUGUUUCUUCGGUUAGCUUCUCCGUUCUUAUUAAUGGUAAUUCCUAUGGGAGUUUUUCUCCUGGCAGAGGUCUCAAACAGGGGGAUCCCCUCUCCCAUUUUUUAUUUCUCUUUUUUGCUGAAGGGCUGUCGGCCCUCCUUGUGGAUGCAGAAAGGAGGAAGUUGUUGAAUGGGGUGUUUGCUAGCCGGAAUGGGCCUCGGGUGACUCACUUGUUUUUUGCAGAUGACAGCCUGCUGUUUUGCAAGGCUAAUAUGCAAGAGUGCGAUGUCCUCCAUUCCCUGUUACAAGGUUAUGAGCGAGCCUCAGGACAAAAAAUUAAUUUUGACAAAUCAGGGGCCUUUUUUAGUGCCAACACCUGUGAAUCCAUUAGAAGAAGCAUUUCAGCAAGACUGGGUAUUAGACAAAUGACAAAUCCUGAUCGUUAUCUUGGUCUCCCGGUGAUGGUUGGGAGAGAGAAGCGACGAUCUUUCUAUCAUCUUAAGGAAAGAGUGUUGGCGCGCAUUCGGGGAUGGAAGGAAAAAUUUCUCUCACAGGCUGGUAAGGAAACUCUUAUCAAAGCGGUGGCCCAAUCAAUUCCCACUUAUGCUAUGAGCGUGUUUCGGCUUCCCAACUCUUUCUUUGAGGAACUAAUGGUAGCUUUGAAUAAAUUUUGGUGGAGAAGCAAUGGUGGAAAAGGCAUUUGCUGGGCCAAAUGGCAACAUCUGUGUCAUCCGAACAGCAAGGGAGGUUUGGGAUUUAGAUCUAUGGCUUCAUUUAAUUUAGCGCUUCUUGCUAAGCAGGGAUGGAGACUCUUGGCUAAUGAGAAUUCACUGUGUUUCAAAUUGCUUAAGGCCAAAUACUUUCCUAAUUGUGACUUCAUGAGGGCGUCGGUGGGGAGCAACCCUUCAUGGUCGUGGAGAAGUCUUUGUGAAGGGAGAGAGGUUCUGGAGAAAGGGUUAACCUGGAGGGUGGGAAAUGGGCAAGAUAUCUCUAUAUGGUUUGAUAAAUGGAUUCCACGUCCUUGGAAUUUUGGGCCUAUUACUCAGAUCAAUCCGCAUCUAGGUCACUUGGGGGUCCAUCACCUUAUUAACUUUAGGAAGGGCUGCUGGGAUGAGCAUUUUAUGCGUCAGAUUCUCCUCCCUGUUGAUGUCGAAGCGAUCCUAGAAAUCCCCCUUGGUGACGUGAGAGCUAGGGACUCCAGACGUUGGUAUUUUGAGCCUAAAGGGAUCUACACAGUUAAAAGUGGUUACAGGGUCCGUGAGGAGUGGAACCAAUUUAAUAAAAAUGAUGCAAGAUCAAGCUCUCGUACGUCCAUGGGAAUCUGGAAUGCUAUUUGGGGGGCAAGGAUUCCUCCAAAGAUUAAAACCUUUGUGUGGAGGUUAUGUAAUGACUAUGUGCCAACUUUUGAGAAUUUAAAGAGACGGGGAAUUCCAGUUCAACAUGGGUGCUUAUUGUGUGGUAGGGAUCGGGAGUCAGCUUUUCAUUUGUUCAUUUUGUGUCCUUGGGUUCGUCAAGCAUAUUUCAAAGCUGGCCUACCUCAUUCUCAUAACGUCCAUCCUGGAUCUUCUGUGAUGUUGUGGGUAGAUGGCCUAGUCCAUAAUAUGAACACAGCUACUUUCUCUCGUUUGCUCGUUUUCCUUUGGCAGCUGUGGAAUGUGCGAAACAAUGUCCUACACAGAGGUAUAAUGUGUACCCAUGAAGCAGUUGGAGUGCAAGUUGACCAGUUAUUGCAUGAAUUUAAGGCUGCACAGGAGUCUAAUUUUCAUGGGGCACCUUUAGGAAGCUUGUCUCCAAUAAAAUGGCAAGUUCCCCCACCGCGAGUUAUCAAGAUCAAUUAUGAUGCAGCGUUGAAAGAUGGGAAGAUUGGGAUUGGUAUUAUUGCUCGGGAUGCAAGUGGUGCUCAUCUUGCCUCAAAGGUAGUCUGCAAAAAGGGGCCGAAGCUCCCUUAUUUUGCUGAAUGUUUAGCUGCUCGGGAGGCUGCUGCUUUUGCUAUGAAACUUCAAAUGGUAGAUAUUAUUUUGGAGGGUGAUGCUAUGCUUGUGACUGCUGCUUUGAUUAGUGAAGGCAUUGACUGUUCUGAGGCGGGGCUGUGUAUUAGCAGUACUAAGGUCUUGUUAUCUAGUUUCCAAAGGGUGGCCUGUUGCCAUGUAAAGAGAGGGGCUAAUACUGCAGCGGAUAGUUUAGCUAAGCAUGCUAUGGUUUGCGAUUCUGAUAUGGAAUGGCUUGGGAACUGUCCAAGUUUCAUUUCGAAUUUUACCCUCUACAAUCCCCACAAAACAACCAACAAAAAGAGACUUCUAAAAAGUGGAAGGCCACCUUUAUGGCAUCAAUCACAGCAACAACAUUUUUCUCGAGCAAUUCAUUUGCAUUCACUCUCAAUCAAUGUUAUAAAAAUUGUGUCGGACAUCGACUUGAGCAAGGGACCAAUUACUAGUUCACUGAUUCAACCAAACUGUGCUGACUUGUUGACCGUAUGCCUUGCCGAUGGCGGCGAAUCUCCUCCACUAGACCGCGGCGGCGGAGCUGGAUUGUACUUUGGUAAUGCUGUUGGGGUAGAAAUUGGUGGCAUCGCAUGUUUUGGCGAUGUGGGAGAUGUGUACUUAGGCAAAUGUGGCGACUUGGGGCUCCCAAAGGGCGGUGAAGAAGGCGCUAUAAUUGGCUCUAGUGGUGGUGGUUCUGACGAUACUGGAGUGGUUGGCACCGGGACGGAUGACGAUGGGGAAGAGAAGAACGGUGUUAGAGGCGGCAAUUUAGGCUUAGGCAACGGAGGCAAAGCCAGGAAAUUGGGCAUCACUGAUCUACUGCAUAGUGUAGGUUUAAAUAGAUGGGCGUGGGAAGCUCAAGUGCAUUCAAUGGGAGUCUUGGAUGGCCUCACUUGGUUUGGUGACUUGGGGUCAGCUAUUCAUAUGCAUGGUUGCCGCCUGUUUGGCGGGAAGCGGCACCGCCCCGCCAAACAAAUGGUGGAUGCCAACGAUUCCGUAGGCAUUUCAGAACGGAACCGGGAUUCAUCCCAACCGACUCAGACACUCCUCGAUGACUCGUACCUCAUUUCCUUUGGUUUAAAUACUACUACUAAUGACAAGUUUGGUUGUUGA
Tripterygium wilfordii is the source of this 4692-nucleotide messenger RNA. RefSeq lists its product as uncharacterized. The record is from RefSeq and is a predicted model, not a curated record. Lineage: Eukaryota; Viridiplantae; Streptophyta; Magnoliopsida; Celastrales; Celastraceae. Gene Ontology annotation, molecular function: nucleic acid binding; RNA-DNA hybrid ribonuclease activity. The coding region runs from base 1 to 4692 and encodes 1563 amino acids. The transcript is spliced from 10 exons.